Ceratosolen solmsi marchali is the source of this 4339-nucleotide messenger RNA. It is a transcript of the gene PMCA, whose product is annotated as plasma membrane calcium-transporting ATPase 3. The transcript is spliced from 15 exons. Gene Ontology annotation, cellular component: plasma membrane; intracellular membrane-bounded organelle. Gene Ontology annotation, biological process: regulation of cytosolic calcium ion concentration; calcium ion transmembrane transport. Bases 530 to 4303 code for a protein of 1257 amino acids. The record is from RefSeq and is a predicted model, not a curated record. NCBI's taxonomy places the organism in Eukaryota, Metazoa, Arthropoda, Insecta, Hymenoptera, Agaonidae. Gene Ontology annotation, molecular function: ATP binding; P-type calcium transporter activity; ATP hydrolysis activity.
AUGUGUAGGAGGCGAUCGAGAGUGACCGGGGUAGCUGGUGACGGACGCCUCGAGCGCGACGAACCAAAGACAAUUGAUUAACUCUCGGCCCCUUCGUUUUCUGUUUCAGCUGUGGGACCACCAGUUCCGGAGGUAGGAACAGGGCGCGGGCGGCCCAGGAGGAGGAGGCCGCGGAAGAGGAGGAGGAGCAGCAGCAGCAGAAGCAGCAACAGCGUUGGCCGCGGUGGUGCUCGGUGGAGCAGCAAAGUGAGCGGGUGCGGCGCUCGGGAAGACAGUAGUCGGGGCUCCGGCACGGGGACGAGUGCAACGGCGGUUGAGCCCUGAACGUCGCGCAACGACCGGACGAGUUCCCGCCGCUCCGGCCGAGUCGUCCUCGGCCACGGCAACUGCGCCCUCGUUGCUGUCGUCGUCGGCGAGCCGGAGAUAGUAGCGGCUGGUGCCGAGGCGACGGCGGCGCUGUUGCGCUGGCACAGCGGCAAUUGUUGCGCUGGCAGAGCGGCAGUAGCGGCCAGCAGCAGGAGGAGGAGUCAUGGCGACCAUCGACGGCCGACCGGCCCAGUAUGGGCUCACCCUCAAGCAGCUCCGCGAGCUCAUGGAGCUCCGGGGCCGCGAGGGUGUCAACAAGCUCAACGGCUAUGGGGGCGUACAGGAGGUCUGCAAGAAGCUCUACACCUCGCCCAGCGAAGGGCUUAGUGGAUCGGUGGCAGACAUCCAGCAUAGGCGAGACACCUUUGGUUCCAACAUGAUUCCCCCAAAACCACCAAAGACCUUUCUAACACUUGUUUGGGAAGCACUGCAAGAUGUAACGUUAAUUAUUCUAGAGAUUGCUGCACUUGUAUCUCUAGGCCUUAGUUUUUACCAUCCUGCAGACGAAGACUCUGAGCCUGGAACGGAAGACGACGAAGCUAAGUAUGGCUGGAUCGAAGGUCUGGCUAUCCUGAUCUCGGUUAUUGUUGUCGUUUUAGUAACUGCCUUUAAUGAUUAUUCAAAAGAAAGACAGUUCCGUGGCUUGCAAAACAGGAUAGAAGGCGAACACAAGUUCUCGGUCAUUCGUCAGGGUGAGGUGAAACAGAUUUCUGUUUCCGAUAUCGUCGUUGGUGACAUAUGUCAAAUUAAAUACGGAGACCUACUGCCAGCUGAUGGUAUCCUCAUUCAAAGCAAUGAUCUCAAAGUAGACGAGUCCAGUUUAACUGGAGAAUCAGAUCAUGUAAAGAAAGGCGAAUCCUUUGAUCCAAUGGUACUUUCAGGAACUCACGUCAUGGAGGGUUCGGGCAAGAUGCUGGUCACUGCCGUCGGCGUGAAUUCACAAGCGGGUAUUAUCUUUACUCUCCUGGGUGCAGCUGUCGAUCAGCAAGAGCAAGAGAUCAAGAAAAUGAAAAAAGAGGCUAAAAAGCAGCGGAAGAAGAAGUCGCUAUCAGGUGACGAGACCGGUGACAUAACCGUCAACAGCCACGCGGUGAGCAAGCAACAGUCGGUAGACGGGGAGAACCACCACACGAGCAAGUCUGAGACGGCCACGAGCCACGCCGAGAAUAAGAAGGAAAAGAGCGUCCUCCAGGCGAAGCUCACCAAGCUCGCCAUCCAGAUCGGCUACGCGGGCUCGACGAUCGCCGUCCUCACCGUCAUCAUCCUCGUCAUACAGUUCUGCGUCACGACCUUCUACGUGCAGAACAAGGUCUGGAAGAACACGUACGCCGGCGAUCUGGUGCGCCAUCUCAUCAUCGGUGUCACCGUGCUCGUCGUCGCUGUGCCCGAGGGUCUACCCCUCGCGGUCACCCUCUCGCUCGCCUACUCCGUCAAGAAAAUGAUGAAGGACAACAAUCUGGUGCGCCACUUGGACGCCUGCGAGACGAUGGGCAACGCCACUGCCAUCUGCUCCGACAAGACGGGCACGCUGACGACGAAUCGUAUGACCGUCGUGAAUUCGUAUCUAUGCGAGAAGCUGAGCAAAUCAGUGCCGAGCUUCUCGGAGAUACCGAGCCACGUCGGCCAGCUGCUGAUGCAGGCAAUAUCCAUCAAUUCGGCAUACACGUCGCGCAUAAUGCCGUCGCAGGACCCGACCGAGCUGCCGAUGCAGGUCGGCAACAAAACCGAAUGUGCCUUACUUGGAUUCGUGGUCGCUCUAGGCAAGAGUUAUCAGACAGUGCGCGACGAUAACCCCGAGGAUACGUUCACGCGAGUCUACACGUUCAACAGCGUUCGCAAGAGCAUGUCGACCGUCAUCCCAAGGCAGGGCGGUGGCUACAGGCUCUUCACCAAGGGCGCUUCCGAAAUCAUCAUGAAGAAAUGUGCCUUUAUUUAUGGUCGCGAUGGUAACUUGGAGAAGUUUACGCGGGACAUGCAGGAACGGCUGGUGAAGAAUGUGAUCGAACCGAUGGCAUGCGACGGCCUCCGGACGAUCUCAAUCGCUUACCGGGACUUUGUACCAGGCAAGGCCGACAUCAAUCAGGUUCAUAUUGACAACGAGCCUAAUUGGGAGGACGAAGAAAACAUCGUUGCCAAUCUCACCUGUUUGGGUAUCGUCGGUAUCGAAGAUCCGGUCAGGCCCGAGGUCCCCGAUGCCAUUAAAAAGUGCCAGAAGGCGGGUAUCACCGUGCGAAUGGUCACCGGUGACAAUGUCAAUACUGCCAGGUCAAUCGCAUUGAAGUGUGGCAUUUUGAAACCAAACGAGGACUUCCUAAUUCUGGAGGGCAAAGAGUUCAACAGGCGGAUUCGCGACUCCCAUGGCGAAGUACAGCAGCACUUACUCGACAAGGUUUGGCCGAAAUUGCGCGUCCUGGCGCGAUCCUCGCCCACGGAUAAGUACACUCUUGUCAAGGGCAUUAUCGACAGUAAAGCCUCGGCGAAUCGCGAGGUCGUGGCCGUCACGGGCGAUGGUACGAAUGACGGACCCGCCCUAAAGAAGGCUGAUGUCGGCUUCGCCAUGGGCAUUGCCGGUACGGACGUCGCUAAAGAGGCAUCGGAUAUCAUCCUCACCGAUGACAACUUCUCGUCGAUCGUCAAGGCGGUGAUGUGGGGCAGGAACGUGUACGACAGCAUCGCCAAGUUCUUGCAGUUUCAGUUGACCGUGAACGUCGUUGCAGUUAUCGUCGCCUUCAUUGGCGCUUGCGCCGUUCAAGAUUCGCCCUUAAAAGCCGUGCAAAUGCUAUGGGUUAACCUGAUCAUGGACACGCUUGCCUCGCUCGCGUUAGCCACGGAAAUGCCGACACCCGACCUCCUACUGAGGAAGCCCUACGGCAGAACGAAACCCCUCAUUUCCAGGACGAUGAUGAAAAAUAUUCUUGGUCAGGCCAUUUAUCAGUUGGCCAUCAUUUUCAUGCUUCUCUUCGUUGGGGAUAAAAUGCUCGACAUUCCCUCUGGCCGAGGAGUAGCGGCAGCCGGCGGCGGACCGACUCAGCACUUCACCAUCAUCUUCAAUACGUUUGUCAUGAUGACGCUGUUCAACGAAUUCAACGCUAGAAAAAUUCAUGGCCAGCGAAACGUCUUCCAGGGAAUAUUUACCAACCCCAUCUUCUAUUCCAUUUGGAUUGGUACCUGCUUAUCACAAGUAGUUAUUAUUCAGUAUGGUAAGAUGGCAUUCAGCACAAAAGCUUUAACUGUAGAACAGUGGAUGUGGUGUCUAUUCUUUGGGAUCGGUACACUGUUGUGGGGCCAAUUAGUCACGACGAUUCCUACACGCAAGAUUCCAAAGAUCCUUUCAUGGGGCCGCGGCCAGCCAGAUGAUAUCGGCGCUAUCAAUUUGGGAGAUGAGAAAUUCGACCCAGACUCGGAUAAAAAGCCUCGCGCCGGACAAAUUCUGUGGAUCCGUGGUCUGACAAGACUGCAGACUCAGCUUCGGGUUAUCCGAGCGUUCAGGUCGACUCUGGAAGACCUAGAGGAGCGUCGCUCCGUCCAUAGUUUGCACAGCUUGCACAGUAUGCGCAGCUCGCGCAGUCACACCGGGCCCCGCCCCCUCUCAGACUUCACGUACAUUGACGAGGAUCCGGCUAAUAAGGCGAGGAAUCAGCAACAUCAGCAAUCGGCCAUUACGACGGCCAACAGCGCCAAUAACGAGGCCGGACGGGGCGCCACUUCGCCUCUGCUACUCCACGUACCAGGCACCGGCAAUCACCAUCACCACCUCCACCAUCACCAUCACCAUCAUCAUCAUCAGCAUCACCAGCAUCAGCAACAGCAACAGAACAACGGAAGGCAACAACAGCAACAGGAAGACGCUAAUAACGCGGUCAAUUCCUUAAGAUCAAGCGCCAAUAAUCUCGUGCUCCCAGAACUGCCCAAAUUUGUCCACGAGACCUGUAUCUAAACAACAACGAUCAUUCGUUCGUUAUCUCUCUCUCUC